Messenger RNA from Labeo rohita (rohu), 1310 nucleotides. RefSeq names its product gastrula zinc finger protein xLCGF3.1-like. The transcript is spliced from 2 exons. Gene Ontology annotation, biological process: regulation of transcription by RNA polymerase II. The record is from RefSeq and is a predicted model, not a curated record. Bases 1 to 1137 code for a protein of 378 amino acids. NCBI's taxonomy places the organism in Eukaryota, Metazoa, Chordata, Actinopteri, Cypriniformes, Cyprinidae. Gene Ontology annotation, molecular function: DNA-binding transcription factor activity, RNA polymerase II-specific; RNA polymerase II cis-regulatory region sequence-specific DNA binding. Gene Ontology annotation, cellular component: transcription regulator complex; PcG protein complex.
AUGUCUGGAGGAGUAUCAGGUGAACUGAGAUCUGCUGCCGUGAAGAUGGUGUUUAUUAAAGAGGAGAGUGAAGAGGACAUGAGUGAACCAGAACCUUGGAGAAUAAAACAGGAGGAACCAGAAACCUGUAUAAUAAAACACGAAGAACCAGAAACAUGGAGGAUAAAACAUGAAGAACCAGAAACUAGUAGAAAAAACAUGAGGAAAAAGGAGAUUUUAGAGUUUAUUGAAGGAAGUGAGGAAAACGAAAAAUUGAGUGAAGAUGAGGAGAAAAAUCAUGUCAAAACUGGAGAAAAAACAACAAGUUGCGCUCAAACAAAACAGAAAGAUUUAAAGAAAAGAACAGCCAAGAAAUCUUACACCUGCACUCAGUGUGGAAAGAGUUUGAAAAGCAAAUAUAAUCUUGAUAUUCACAUGAGAGUUCAUAAUGGAGAGAAACCGUUUACAUGUGAGCAAUGCGGGAAGAGUUUCACACAAUCAUCACAACUUAAGGUACACCUGAAAAUCCACACUGGAGAGAAACCUUUCAAGUGUUCACACUGUGACAAGAGAUUCAGUCAGUCUGGAGACCUGAAAAGACAUGAGAUGAUCCACACUGGAAAGAAACCGUACAAAUGUGAUAAGUGUGGAAAGAGUUUCACACAAAAAAGAAGCCUUAUGGCACAUAUGAAUGUUCAAACAGGAGAGAAUCUGCACACAUGUGGUCUGUGUGGAAAGAAUUUUAAAUUCAAUUAUAGUCUUGAGCUUCACAUGAGAGUUCAUACUGGAGAGAAACCGUUCACGUGUGAUCGGUGCGGGAAGAGUUUUAUACGAUCAGGAAAUCUUAAGGAUCACAUGAAUGUCCACACUGGAGAGAAACUGUACUCUUGUGAUCAAUGUGAUAAAACAUUUUUGAGGGCUUCAGUCCUGAAGAGACACCUGACAGUUCAUACAAAGGAGAAGCCGCAUUCAUGUCAUUUGUGCGGAAAGAGUUUUUCGCGUUUUUCAAUUUUGAAAGUACAUCAGAAAAUACAUACUGCUGUGAGAGAGUACAUGUGCUUUGAGUGUGAAAAGACUUUUACUUCAGCUGAACAUUUGAAACAGCACCAGAGGAUUCACACUGGAGAAAAAUCUUACAAGUGUUCACUAGGGUUGUGACUUUUUAAAGCUUUAUUUUUUUUAAUUCAAUGUCACAAGAAAAAUUGUUGCCAGAGAAAAAUGAAGAAAAGAGGGGAAAAAGAGAAAGAAAAUUACAUACAUUUCAGUGAUUUUCUAUUUUUUGUUUGUUCCAAGUGAUUUACAUAUUAUUUAAAGUCAUUAAUAAAAUGGGA